AUGCCUUCUCGAAUUCUUCUCACUGGUGCUACCGGGCUGGUUGGUUUCCGCAUUCUUCAAGAGCUUUUAAAGAAUGACUACGAAGUCCGGAUUACCGUACGGUCGGAGGAAAAAGCUCAGAUAGUCUUUUCCAACCCGGUUAUUCAAAAACUUCAACCUGGCGAUCGACUUACCUACAUUGUUGUUCCGGAUAGCGUUGCGGGUCAUGCCUUUGAUGCUGCCCUGCAAGAUGUCAGCUACGUGAUCCAUGCGGGAGGUCCUAUCCCUGUACCUGGUUUUGAUCCUCUCGCCCACGUAUGGAAGCCUACAGUAGAGGGUACAGCGAACCUCCUAUCAUCAGCGCUUAAAUUCUCCGGGAUCAAACGGGUGCUGAUUACCUCUUCGAUUCUCGCGAAUAUGGCUCCGAUGCCCGACCCAUCCGUUACAGUCACUGCCAACUCUCGCGUGCAACUGCCUGGGAUUCCUGAAAUCUUCUCCGAUGUGUUUGAGGCCUAUCUUCUUGCCAAAAUCACGGAGAUCAACUAUGUGGAUUCGUUCGUGCAGGAUCGGAACCCCCAUUUUUCGGUCGCCAAUGUAUUCCCGGGCUAUGUCUACGGGCGCGAUGAGUUGGUGUUGAAUUCAAAUUCUGCGAUAACUAAGGCUAGCUCAUCUGGUCUCUUGUUGCGCGGUUUGACUGGUACUGAUUGCCCGGCCCCAAUCCACGGAGGCUAUGUUCAUAUCGAUGACUUAGCCCAAGUGUAUGUGAAAGUGUUGGAACUACAGACCAAUGCCGGCAUCCCCCACAAUUUCGGUGCCUGUACUCUGGUCAACGACGAUGAAGCCUGGAGCUUAGCUCUGGCAAAUUUCCCUAAAGAAGCCUCGGAGGGCUUACUCAAGCAAGGUGCUUUGCCAACACUGCCCAUUUCAUAUGACUCAAGUGAGACGGAGAAGUGUCUGGAUAUGAAGUUCCGCCCCUUCGAAGAUGCCGUUAAGGACGUCAUACAGCAAUACUUGGAUGGGCUUCACAACGAGGAGCAGUAG
Molecule: messenger RNA, 1020 nt
Organism: Penicillium verhagenii
Lineage: Eukaryota; Fungi; Ascomycota; Eurotiomycetes; Eurotiales; Aspergillaceae
Product: cinnamoyl-CoA reductase
Exons: 1
Coding region: 1-1020 (339 amino acids)
Molecular function (GO): oxidoreductase activity, acting on the CH-OH group of donors, NAD or NADP as acceptor
Source: RefSeq, a predicted model, not a curated record